Molecule: messenger RNA, 2583 nt
Organism: Capronia coronata CBS 617.96
Lineage: Eukaryota; Fungi; Ascomycota; Eurotiomycetes; Chaetothyriales; Herpotrichiellaceae
Exons: 5
Coding region: 1-2583 (860 amino acids)
Biological process (GO): regulation of transcription by RNA polymerase II; DNA-templated transcription
Cellular component (GO): chromatin
Molecular function (GO): DNA-binding transcription factor activity, RNA polymerase II-specific; zinc ion binding; RNA polymerase II cis-regulatory region sequence-specific DNA binding
Source: RefSeq, a predicted model, not a curated record
AUGGUCACAAUCGACAGGUCACCCAAGCAAGCACGCCGCACCCGCAGCAAGAAGAUCUUGAACGGUCAUAAUGCGCCAGUAUACGACCGUCCUCAUCGUUGUACAAUCGGAGCUUGCCAGAGAUCCUUCACGCGAGCCGAACAUCUGAAACGACACCAACUCAAUCACGAUUCGACACAUGCGUGGUCCUGCGACAGAUGCUCGGUUACAUUUGUGAGGAAAGAUCUCUGGAAUCGACAUCUCAGAGUUUCCCAUGGCGAGCGGUCUUUUAGUUCUCUGACCGACAGGCAAAGCGCAACCUCGACUGGAUCGGAAAGGCUUCGAGACGAGUCCAACAGCCCGAAUAGCACCAUCGAGGCAGAGGGCUACUUGGGAGACACGAACAGCGAGCCAGAUCCAGGAACUUCACGAGGACAGAUGGAUUCGUCUAUGCAUCGGGACAAUCUUCCCCUGGCACAGAAGAGAAACUCUCAGAUGCAAUCAAUCGAUGACCUCGACAUGAUGCUGGCCCCAUUUGAAGCGUCCUGGAUACCGGAUUUGGAAAACUGGCGAUCCGAGAUCCAUAGCAACAGAGGCUCCCGCCUCACCGACACGGACAUGGAUUGGUUCUUCCAGAAUCAGGACAUGUCAGCUCUCGAUGGAGAUCAGAUUUGGAACGAGGACGACUCCGGCCCAUCAGACAAUAUCUCAUUUGACUUACCGCAGGAGGCCCCCAGAAACAGCCCAGCAGAAGCUGCAAAAGUCAAAAGGCCGCCACCCGCCUAUCUGCAAGACCUACAGACCAAGAUUUACGUGGCCAAAUCCGGGCAACUGGAAGCCCCAACUUGUGGAUUUCGAAUCUGCAAUGCUCUCACGGAUGAGAGACGGAUUGAAUUGCUUAUGCAUGUGCGGAAUUUGGUAGAGGUCGAUCUAAACGAUCCUAUCUUUUCGUUGAAUAGCAUGAAGCAAGGGAUCCACCUCUUUUGCCGCAACGUGGCAAUCGAAUACCCAUUCGUACAUCCCGAGGUUUUGUGUCCUUCUUCAAAUCAAAGCCGACAUAUCAUGAAGCAAGUCUUUGGCGAGGAGCCCGGGCCGCAGCUGAUAUGGGCGGCAAUUACCCUUGGGUGGACGUUAAUGAGAAGUGACAACAAUCAUGAGUGGUACAUGGCAUCCAAGAUCCAACGCGUCAUCAGAGCUUCCAUCAUCAAUCACCCCGGUCUGGCCAAUAUUCCACCUCUGUGGCUUGUCCAAUCCUUGUUUCUGGUGCUUCUGUUUGCACGCUACCAAGGAACGCGCGAAGAGUACGGGUUUGCAUCCACGUUUCACGGAGUUCUACUGGAAGCUACGCGGCGCUUAGAUUAUCGAUCGGAUCGGAUGGGCAUACAGUCUGACGGCGUCAAAGAUUCCAUUGCGUCCCUGAGAGUGUGGAUCAUAUGGAUCAAGGCCGAAACCAUCCGAAGGUACUUUUUUGAGCUCCAGAUCCCGCUUAUUCUCCAGACGUUCAUCCUCGAUGUCAAGCACGCCAUUCUCUAUGGUGCAGAGACAUCCAUGACUCCAUUCGAGUUGAACCUAAAGCUUCCUUUCUGCGAGGAUGCCUUUUAUGCCACUAACCCCACAGAUUGGGCAAACAUCAUGAGUGUCCAGUCGGACGAGCCUGUGCCCUUCCUUCCCCGGUUGAAACGAUUCUGGAGUCUACAAUCCUCCAAGAUGUUGACCGAGGCUCUUCCCCGUGGCGGGGAUGUCAUAAUGUAUGGGCUAAUAUGGAUCGCUCGAGAGUUGGCGCGUCGAGAGGAUAACAGCCUUUCUAAUCGCUCUAGCAAUGCUCUCUUGUCCCUUGGCAAUACCGUCCGCCGCUCGUUUGAAAUCUGGGAAGUCGCCUGGAAACAGAUCCCCAUCAGCGAUGGCAUGAGAUCGUGGAACUGGCGCAACUGCAGCUGUGUUAUCCGACUCGCCCAUACCCUUUAUGAGAUAGGGCCUGUCGAUCUCCAGACCGUGGCUGGUAAAGAAAUCAUCGAGGGAAAGAGACGAGGCGCUGCAGACUAUGCUUGGUCCAAGCGAAAAUUACGCCAGUGGGUGAAACAUGAUCGGGCGGCACUGGGCUUACACUGUGAGUAUAUUACCUUUACAAUCAAGAUCACUCAACGGUUGUGGUCGCUGAAGCAAAGUAAAGCUGAUCAUUUAUCUACAGAUGCCGCUCUAGUGAUACGAGAACAUUUAAAUGGAGAAUCUGGUGGUACACAUUGCCAUCAUUGCCUCUGGUGUCUCUAUCUUGCGGCUCUGGUCUGUUGGAACUUUGGGUUCACCCUGACCAAAGCCACCACAGACUCGCAAGAUCUGAUCAAGGACGGCCAGGUGGUGGAGAUGGGGCGGGCCGAGAGGGAAUGCCAGGAGUAUCUUCAUGCAGCGGUCAACAUCCACCACGGCCACCGGCCCGAGCGGAUGCAGGCCCUGACCAGACCCACCGGUAUGAUGAUCGUGCUUAUCGGAUUCUUGAGAUCACGAUGCGAAACGGGGAUGAUUGAGGAAAGUAUCGAGCAUCUGACUAGACUUGCCGGCCUGUCGACGCCACUGCCAGUGGUUCAGACUCCAACUCCAACUGCUUGA